UUCAACUCGGUUAUAUUUAUCAACCCCCAAAACAACUCGAGCCACGCAGAAAAUGUUCCCUUUAUUCAAAGAAAAAUUCCGAAUAGAACCAGUUACAACGAAUCCCUUAUUUUGAAGUUACGUCAUUGUUUACGCGAAAGGAUCAACCUCUCGAUCCAGGAUCACGCGUGUAGAGACGAAACAAAGUUUCUCAGGUCGUCCAUACCGCAAAUUGAAUCAAGGAUUCCCGUGAACGUCAGCUCGUCCUCGUGAAUAUUCACAAACCGUUCGGGAACUUGAGUUUCCAAAGUAGUUUUCCGUGAUAGCCGUCGCGGUUUUCAAAGGAAACGUUUCAUCGCGCAAUCGUCGAUCCCUUAAUAAUUCAAUUACGUUCCAACGUUAAACCUCUCGUUUCCCAUCGGUAUUUAAUCGUUUUCAAAAGUUGCCCGGAUAAAAUCGAAUAUUUAAAUUCCUCUCGUCGAUAAGGAAUCGUCCCGCUAUCGGCACUCCGAAGUCAAAUAGGAGAUAAAUAUUGAUAAAAGCAAUUGCUCUCAGAUAUCUUCGAAUGUGGAACGUCUACAUUUUUACAUUGGUGUUUAAUGUACCGUUAAUUGAUCUGUAUUGAAUCGAACCGAUAAGAAUUGCUCGUUCGCAAUAAAUUCAAUCGUGGAUACCAAAGUAGUGGUUGGAUAUAUCAGGUUGUCCCAAAAGUUUCUUUCGUAAUUUGCACUCAAUUAUUUUGUGCGGUAGUGUUUAUGUAAAUAGACAAUCUAAUUUCGUAGAUGUUGAUGUUGUAACAGUAAUGGAGCAAAAUGAAUCGUACACAAUUCGAUAAUGUAACAUUAGACAUAAAAUAUUGUGUAUGUAUUACUUAUUAAUAAAAAGAAACUUUUGGGACAACCUAAUAUAAUUAAAUUCAAUAAUAUUUUUUAUUUCGAUAACAGCAGUAUUAUUCAAUAUUUAUUUCAUCUAUUAGAAUAGAUUUUUUUUAUUAAUAUUUAUAUAACAUUUCAUUAUUCGUGUAGUGAUAGGAGCACAGGAAAAUAUUAGUGGUCCUAGCAAAAUAUCUAUCGAUUUAAUUUAUGCAAACAAUACAUACAAUAUUUACGAAUGUAUUCGGGCAAAAUAUAACAAAAUUCUAAGGGAUUAUUCUUCGAUUACAAACCAUUUACUUAAAUUAUCGACUUUCAUGUCGCUUCGAUACAUUUCGUUCGAAUAAUUAAUUAAAAAUCUCGCAAUAAUUCACCGGUAGAAAUAUUUCGAUAUCGACUACAUUUAAUUUAUUUUAUAUCACGGUUUUGUUUACAGCAAGCUGUAACUGCAAUAAAUAAUUAAUAGUAGGUAAUGAAUUAAAUUAAGGCGCCCGGAAACUCUUUUAUCAGUAGCCGCUUCUUCAGCAGACAGCUCGAUAAAACUCAUAUCGCGAUGACACACUGUUGCAUUCCACGAUCAAAUUCGUUACAUUAUUUAUUACUCUUAAAAAUAUUAUUCGUACGCGUACCGUCGUCCCCCUCUCGUUUUCUGCAAUGCGUUUGAUCGCCGUUUGUUGUUACAUUACGCAAAAGUUAGAUACUUGUAAACUGUUCAACAAAAUUGACAUUUUGUACCAGGAGACCACGGUGCUCGAGGAGGUGUUCUUUAUUUUGCGCAAAAACAGACUCCGCGAUCGUGCAAUUUUUGCUGCCUUUCACUCGUGGACUUGAAACCGCUAAACAUCUUUCCGCAUUCUUAGAUCGAGAUAUUUUAAAUAAAUAGAUUCAAUUAAAUAAAUUUAAUAUUUCGUUUCGUUCCAUACAUUAAAAUAUUUAGUAAAAUUUCAAAUACGACCUACAGAAAUAACAGAAUUGAAAUGAAAGAUUUUUUAACUAAGAAAUUUUGUGUUUCUUUAUCGUUUCUUUCGUAUUGUUUAAUAAGAUCGAUGGCGUCAAGCACGUGGCACUACUUUGACAUUAGUCACGUGCAUAAUCACGUGUCGGUUGAGCUAGAGCUCGAAAUAAUUUACAAUUUGUAAAUUUCAAACAUUCGAAAUGAGCGUAGAUAACGAGUCGGAUCUACAGAAACUUUUCUACGAAUCGUCGACUAACGAUAAUGUUUUUACGGUGUCUACAACUGUGGAUACAGGUUUCGAGUGGCAAGCUGUGGACGAAUGCAAAGAAAAGAUAAAUAAAAAUGUUAAGUUCGUUAAGGAACGCGGGAGAAUCUUUUUUAAUGUAUCCUGGACUGAAUUUGCACAAAUACAAGAGAUGAGAUCAAUAGACAAUAUAUUUAUCGUUGCCGAUGUAAGACAAUUUGUUUUCACGGAAACUAGUAAAGAGACUGAUCUGCAGCUUUUUAAAGAUGCUGUGCAAAAUAGUAUAAAAUUAGAAAAAUGCUUAAAUGCUUGGAAACGGAUAACUGGUUUCCAAGGAAAAAUAUAUCCAACCGCAGAAGAGUAUAGUCUAGUAGAAAAAGAUUGUAAACUCUCAAACAUACUUACCACAGCAGUAACAUUUAAAGGCAGAAAAAGAGGCCAAGAUCCGUCCGAUGCUAAAGACGAUGAAAUUUUAAGGUAUAGGGUAACAUGUGAGAGGACUGGUAAACAUACAUUUGAAUCUGGCGAUGUUGCCAGAACUAUUGGAGGAGAAUUACAAGACAAAUACCUGUGGCUUGUGGAUUUGUCCACGUAUUACUUAGAAAUAGUUUGUAAAUUAAUUAAUAGUGAAUUGAUAACACAUUUACGUGUCACACACGAGUCUAAGCAUCGUAGAAAUAUCAUGUGUUUUGGACCAACUACUCUUAGAGCAACUGUGUGUUAUAAUUUAUUACGAUUAGCUCAACCCAGGCCAGGCGAUAUAAUAAUUGAUCCAAUGUGUGGUGGUGGUUCUAUUCCAAUAGAGGCAGCUUUGGUUUAUCCUCAAGCUUAUAUUAUUGCUGGAGACAAUCAUCCAAAAGCUGUAGUUAGGGCAAAGUCUAAUAUUGAUGCCUCAGCCACUAAAUGUAAAAUUGAUAUGAUGAAUUGGAGUGUAUCACAAUUACCAUUUAAAGAUUCAUAUGUUGAUAUUGUUGUUACUGACAUGCCAUUUGGAAAACGAAGUGGACGAAUGGUAGACAAUAGGAUACUUUAUAAACAAUUUUUGAUAGAAUUAGGACGAAUUCUAAAACUCUCAACAGGUCGAAGUGUCUUACUCACUUACGACAGACGUAGUUGUAAUAUGGCUCUACAAAUGGCUGGAGACUUAUAUCGCGUAACAAAAAUGUUAGGAGUAAAUAUAGGCGGCCUUCAAGCCGCCGUUUAUGUUUUAAAACGAACAGACGUGCUAUGGGAUCAAUUUAAACCUAAAGCUAUUAAGCACGUGAAGCAUACGAAUAAUUGAACUAAGAGAUUAUAAAUUUUGUUAUUUAUAUACUAAACUAACUGAUAUUUUUGUUACAAAUUAAUAUUUCUUAAGAGUUUAAUAAAACGAGAUUUCUAUAUUU
Messenger RNA from Hylaeus volcanicus, 3435 nucleotides. Its product is annotated as tRNA (guanine(6)-N2)-methyltransferase THUMP3-like. The transcript has 7 exons. Gene Ontology annotation, biological process: tRNA methylation. Bases 2007 to 3332 code for a protein of 441 amino acids. NCBI's taxonomy places the organism in Eukaryota, Metazoa, Arthropoda, Insecta, Hymenoptera, Colletidae. Gene Ontology annotation, molecular function: tRNA (guanine) methyltransferase activity; RNA binding. The record is from RefSeq and is a predicted model, not a curated record.